CCGUAAUUUAGCUCCGUGUAUGCUCUGAAGUAACUGAAAUCUAGCCAUAGAUUAUCUAGCUAGCUAGCUACUGCAAGUUUAAGUUGUUCAGAUUAACGUAUACAUUGUCUGCUUCACAAGAAGGCCCCACUCUCAUUGCAGAACAGGCCCAGCUCUUGUCAGAAGGAAGAAACGUCUUUGCCAUGGUUUUCAACAUGAUAUGGCAAGUCUCUUGCUUUCACUCACUGCCCUUUGUGAUGGACUACAAACUAGUAGGUAGGACCAACACUGCCGGCCCAUGUAGAUAGGUGUGUUGUUCUUGCAAAUCUCUCUGCUUCUUGUUUUUUGGUUCCUAACCACGCCCAGAUACACGCCCAGAUACAAUCAACACCAGGCCUAGUUGUCGGCCUAGCUAGAAACAACUCGGGCUGGAAUCGAGGCUAUCCAUGAUCUGGCACCACCACCAUGUACCACCUCUGGCAUGCACUUUGCACAGUGCAGCCAUAGAUAAAGUCUAUGUUACAGCUAGCUAGUUUCUAACAAGCUCUCGAACGAGAUUUAAUUUCUAUAAUUCUUCUCAAGCUGCAUAACCAGAUGGAUAUGGACCCACUAAAGAAGGAGCUGUGGAGACUCAGGUUUAACUGGCUGUUCACUGUCCUGAUGGUCCCACUGUACUCCAUUAGUCAAAUUGGCAUUUCUUCUUCUUUUCAUCAGUUUGUCACUAAUCCAAACGUGGAACAGAUGAAAAAUGAGACAUAUAAAAAGCUUGAGCCAGGACUUGGGGAGACAGAAACGUUUUACUCCCUCCUGAUUGCAGGAUUCGAGUUUGGAGGAAUGGUUGGAGGGUUUCUGUCGGGUGUUCUUGUGGGAUACGUUCCCUACUGGUACUUGUGGGCGAUCGCUUUGGUGACUCAUAUAUUGGGCUACAUCAUUUAUUGUGUUACUGAUAAAGGGUGGCUGAUCAUGAUAUCAAGACUGUUGGCCGGAUAUGUCCUAGGAGCCAUAGUAACGCUAUGUUUUGCCUAUUUCUCAAGUAGUAGUGAAGAAUAUGUUGAGACACAGAAGAAGUUAGGAAUAAAAACUGAUGAAAGAUCUGUCGAAAAAGCUAGGAAUAUGCGAUUUGUGACUUUUGCUUUUGGGUACAGCUCUGGAUUCAUCAUUGGACCAGGUGCUGCCGUAAUAUUUGCUCAGUUUGAGUACAUAAGCCAGUUCAAAGCCAUUGGAUGGUUUAACGUUGCCUACGGAGUAGGAGCCUUGCUUCUUCUUGUGGUAAUGUUUCGUGGUGAAAUCAAAUGGAAGAGAGUCAGAGUGGAUCAAUGUAUGCGUUGUCCCAAAGAAAAACAAGGGUCAACGACCAAAGCUUGUGGCGGAGUUGGUCUGCUACCACUAUUUAUUAUCCUUAGUCUGCUCGUGCUCUCAUUCACUGAACGAAUUAGAUUUGCUGUUAUUCAAACACUUGUUAAUCCCAUAGCAAGUGACUCCUUUGGAAUAAAUGAGAGAUAUGCCUCGUACAUUUUCCUUUUACUUGGACUACCACAGUUUGGUGGAGCAAUAUCAUUGCUGAUUUUCCAGUGUGCACGGCUCUCCAACCAGGGAAUUACACUAGUAGGAAUUCUGACCACCGUAACUGGUUAUCUUUUGUUGACUGAUUUUCAAGCUAUACCCUACGAUCAAUGCACAGAGUACAGUCCAUUCCAUCAUCCUGGUAUUAUUGAUCACUACAAGUUUUCGUCACCUAACGAAAAUCUCAGGAAUACCACAUUUAUGACAUCACAAUCAAUGAGUACGUCUUUGCCAAAACUGAAAGACAUACAAUUCUCGUCUAAUCUUGAUGUUAAAUUUGGUGAUGGCCCAUUGUUUCAUACUAACUUUGGAAUGACGAGUAAAUUUCUUUGUCAUCAGGUACAAGAUUGCUUAUGUGAUCUUUCAACUCCUUGUAUACACUAUCCAUUGUUUUCUGCGAAGUUGAAUUCUGAAGAUUCGUAUAAGUGCACUUCUAACGAAAGUCAUACGAUAGUUUGUGUACAUUUAUCGCACGAUCAAAUUCCACAAAACUCUCAUGAAAUUUCAACUCCAGAAUUUGCUGAUACCGAAAGCAUCACUGUACUACCAAAAACGUUGUACUUUAUAGCUCGAAACAGCUGCAUUGAGGCGAAUGUGACUGGUCACCAGUGUCACUGGACACCCUCGUCCACAAUCACCAAGAAGGAGUGUGAAGACUGUCAGCCAAUCUGUAGGAGCGUGAGCCAGACACUCACUUUCACUCAGUUCUCUAUAGGCAUGGGAUUGCUCAUCUACUCCAGUGCACUCCAACUACCACCGAUAGUGGCAUUACUAACGAACCAAAGUCCCAAGCACAUACAAGGCUUUGUCAUUGGAUGUAUGUCAGCUACCAACUCCAUUAUGCGAACUGUCUCACCACUAAUAAUGGAUGCUUUGUACGAGAAAGUGCAGAAGCGGACGUUUAUCUUCACACUGAUAAUGGUCCUUGUACACAUUCCCUUUGUCAUCGAGAUUAUCGUGCUUUACUCAAAACUGGGACCAAGAACCGAUCUUGAUGAUAAUGAAACGAAGUAUUCCAAGUUAGAGCAAGAGGAAUCGAAACUGGAUAAUGUAGAUGAAUAGGUUGAUUUUAAAAUUUCUUUUGAGUACCGUAUUUUAAUGAUCACGUAGUUGAGUUUCUGUUCCGACUAGGCCCUGAUAAAUUAUGCUUUUUUUCUCACCAAUUAUUUAUUCUUGAAAAAUGUACCUAUUAUUCUCAUAAAAAUCCGAUUAUUCCCUGAUUAUUCCCCAAAAAUGUGACAUACAAAAUUAAGACGUAGAAAUAAACACAACACACAACUGACUCAAGACAUAAUAAAUAUAUCGUGUUAUCUGGCUGAA
Messenger RNA from Halichondria panicea, 2862 nucleotides. RefSeq lists its product as uncharacterized. The record is from RefSeq and is a predicted model, not a curated record. The coding region runs from base 574 to 2604 and encodes 676 amino acids. Lineage: Eukaryota; Metazoa; Porifera; Demospongiae; Suberitida; Halichondriidae. The transcript has 7 exons.